Cuscuta europaea is the source of this 2433-nucleotide messenger RNA. The record is from the annotation of a GenBank genome assembly. NCBI's taxonomy places the organism in Eukaryota, Viridiplantae, Streptophyta, Magnoliopsida, Solanales, Convolvulaceae.
AUAGAAAUUCCGAGACGGCUUGGAGGAACAAGAGUGGACCUUUACAGUUUUCUUACAGAACAUUGCGAUACUGUCGCUUUCCGAGCUCCGAUUUAUCCUCUCACGAAAUCUUUACAGCGGUCCGAAGAGAGUAUAAAAUCCCGCAAUGUCUAGCAGUCAACGAAAUUAACACUGAUAGACACAGUCCAAGUGAGAGGCUGCGCUGCCGAUGGGGAAUUGUUGCUCCGACGUGAGCGGCGGAAAGGCAGCCGUGGGCGGCAACGGGAGCUCCGGAAACAAUCCGACUGAUGAUGCUAACCUCGCCGUCGAUGCCUUCCUCAAGUCUCGAUGCUACCACGGGCUCUACUCUCAGAUCGAGUUAUCUCUAUCUGCCUCAAAGUUACGCGAUCAGGACGUGCUUUCCAAGAGUGAUCCUAUGGCAGUCCUUUAUUCAAAAGGAAGGGAUGGCAAACUUCAAGAGCUUGGUCGAACAGAAGUGGUUUUGAAUUCAGUUCAUCCUAAAUGGAUUGCAAAAUUUAACAUGACCUAUCAAUUUGAGAUGGUGCAGACUUUGGUGUUCCAUGUGUAUGAUGUUGACACAAAAUUGCAUACCCAUGAUACGAAGACGCUUAGAUUGGAUGAUCAAGAUUUUCUUGGUGAGGCUAGCUGCACAUUGUCAGAGAUUGUCACAAAAUCAAACCGGUGCAUGACAUUAGAUCUUUCACCUAGAGAACAACCAUCUGUUCCAAUGCAUAGCAAAGAGCUUGGCAAGCUCACUGUUUGUGCAGAAGAAAGUGUCACCUCAAAGACUACAAUUGAGUUUGUAUUUCGUUGCUCAGAUUUGGAAUCCAAGGAUUUUUUCUCAAAAAGUGACCCGUUUUUGCUGAUCUCCAAGACCGUUGAAAGUGGAAGUGUUAUUCCCAUUUGCAAAACAGAAGUUUUGAAAAAUGACCAUAAUCCAAUUUGGAAGCCUGUUCACUUGAGCAUUCAACAAGUUGGAAGUAAGGACAGCCCACUGACUAUUGAGUGUUACAACUUUAAUAGCAACGGAAAACAUGACUUAUUAGGAAAGGUUCAGAAAUCACUUGCAGAUUUAGAAAAGUUACAUGCUUCUGGGGCUGGGGUAAAUUUCUUUGUACCAACUGGUAGUGGGCCAAGUCAUCAAACUAAGGUUUUAAAUAGUCAGCUGUUUACUGAAAAGUGCACCGAAAAAGUCCAGUAUACGUUCCUUGAUUACUUGGCUUCAGGUUAUGAGCUUAGCUUUAUGGUGGCUGUUGACUUUACAGCUUCAAAUGGAAAUCCGCGCCUACCAGAUUCAUUGCACUAUAAUGAUCCUUCAGGCCGUCCAAAUGCAUACCAAAGAGCCAUCACAGAAGUAGGAGGAAUAUUGCAAUUUUAUGAUUCAGACAAGCACUUUCCAGCAUGGGGGUUUGGAGCAAGGCCAAUAGAUGGCCCAGUUUCUCACUGCUUUAAUUUGAAUGGAAGCAACAGUUACUGUGAGGUUGAAGGAAUCCAUGGAAUAAUGAUGGCAUAUAUAAGUGCCCUUUUCAAUGUGUCACUUGCUGGGCCCACUUUGUUUGGACCAGUAAUAAAUGCUGGAGCACAAAUAGCAGGCCAAUCUGCGGAAAGAAAAGAGCGCAAAUAUUUUGUGUUGUUAAUUAUCACAGAUGGAGUAAUAACUGAUCUAGAAGAAACAAAGGAUGCAAUUAUUAAUGCAUCAGAUUUGCCAUUGUCGAUUCUAAUAAUUGGGGUUGGAGGAGCUGACUUCAAGGAAAUGGAGAUUUUAGACGCUGAUAAAAAGGAUAGACUCGAGAACUCUCAAGGCAGGGUUGCUUCCCGUGAUAUAGUCCAAUUUGUCCCAUUACGAGAAAUGCAAAAUGGAGAGGUUUCUGUCGCUCAGUCACUUUUAGCAGAACUGCCUUCUCAGUUUUUGGCAUACUGGCAGGCUCAUCCAACUGCAUAAUCAAUUGAUGAAGUGUACAUACAAAAAUAUUGAAAAUGGUUCAGUCUGAUUUCAAUGUUAGUUUGCACGUAGAUUCCGCCAAUAUUUCCUCCCAAUUAAUGCCUCUUUCACUCUUUGUAACUUCAUAGGCUUUUGUGUUUGUGUUCAUUCUUGUCCAAAACUGUUGAUUUCAUUCAUAACCCUUUUAUCUGAUUUAAGCACGAGCCGAGUUCACUCACCUCUCCUGUGGCCAAUCCGUCGUGCAUGAAGAACCAAAACUAUUGUUCAGGAUUAGAAUGUCAUGCCUUUCACUGUCCGUCAUGCAUGAAGAAAUAUCGGUAUAAUUCUCUCUUUCGCUAAACUAUCUUCCCUUUUUCUUUUUCAUCCCAAAAUUAUUGUCUACAUUAAGAAAUGUAAUAUACGAGCUAAAUUAAUUAACCGUAAUUUUCAUUUACAGCUACAAUUUCAAUAAUUCUCAUCUUCAAUUUUAUUAUUAGUUGGUGUUUUCAUAA